Molecule: messenger RNA, 9354 nt
Organism: Oncorhynchus kisutch (coho salmon)
Lineage: Eukaryota; Metazoa; Chordata; Actinopteri; Salmoniformes; Salmonidae
Product: transcription factor TFIIIB component B'' homolog
Exons: 27
Coding region: 143-8449 (2768 amino acids)
Biological process (GO): RNA polymerase III preinitiation complex assembly
Cellular component (GO): transcription factor TFIIIB complex
Molecular function (GO): TFIIIC-class transcription factor complex binding
Source: RefSeq, a predicted model, not a curated record
ACGAGUGAGACGGACGUCAUCGAAAACAUCAUGGUGGACUCGUGUUUGUGCAUGGUGCUAGACUUGGAUUAAAACGUCGACCAUAUGGAAUAUAUGUCGAAAAGCUGAUCAUUAAAUACGAGCCUCUCUGAAGUAGGACAGAAUGCUUCGCAGAUCCAGGAUCAGUGUUCGUCCGAACGUCAGGCCAGCAGGCAGAGGGCCAGCCCCAGCCUCCUCCCAGGACACUCCACCUUCCCAGGAGGCUCCAGCUGCAGUCUCCCAGGCCUCCGAGGACCUUCCCCAGGCAGGGGGCCAGUGCGUGAAGGACACCACCACAACUGCAGUGCUAGAAGCCUCGACAGAGUCCACCACACCCAGAGAGGAUGGAAAAGACCCAAAUGGCGAGGGUUCCAGCAGCACCCCCUCUGCCGGUCUUCAAAGGAGGAAGCGGUUCUCUGUCAUGCCAAACCUUGCCAAACCCCGGGUGGCCGCCACCCCAGCCCUCACCCGCUCCUCCCCCAGGACCCCCAAGUCCCCUGUGAGAGCGGGCACUGAGACUCCAGCUCCAACCCCUGAGGCUCCAGAGGCCCCCAGACAGACAGAUUCUGGACCCUCACAGGGCAUGAGAUCCCCAAGGCGGAGGCCCUCUGGAGGUAGUAGGCAGGCCAAAGGACAGCCCAAACCCAGGCCACUGUCCCCAGCUUCCCCAGGCCCUACAACAACCUCUCUGGGGAAUGUGGCAGUGGAGAACUCAUCCUUGUCACAACAGACCCCGCAGGCAGCAGGCAAAGGCAGCAUCCAAUCAGAUCUCCUGAAAAAAACACCAAUCAUUAAAGUUCCAUCCACUCCGUUAGAGAUGGUCCCAUCGUCCUCCCUUCCAGACAAAGAGGGUAUCUCAGUAUCAGAGAGAGCUAAGACUCUGGUCGCCAGGUCUGUGUCUGGUGGGCUCACCGGGCUGGCACCAGGGAAGUCCAGGCUUAGCAGGUUCCUGAAUGACCCAACAGACCUACAGAGGCUGGCUAAGGCCCGGAAGCUCAGAGAGCUGCUGAGACAGGAGAUGAACAAGGAGAAGAAACGGAGCAAAGCCAAGGUGUGUGUGAGCGAAUACACACUAGAUCCCUCUAAAAUGACCAUGAGAGAUCUCAUCUACUACCUGCCUGAUACCAACCCCAUGACGUCUUAUCUGGUAGAGGAACAGAAGGAGAAUGAGACUGUCCUCCCACUCACCCCACCAAGAGAAGAGUCACCUGAAAGACUCCCAACACCGGAGGCCCCAGCUGAGAUAGCCAGCCAGGGAGAUGAAGAUGAGGAUGAGGAUGACGAUGGGGUGAUGGUCCCGCGGGUGAAGGUGGCAGAAGACGGCUCUCUGAUCAUCGAUGAGGAGAGUUUGACGGUGGAGGUCUUGAGGCAGAAAGGGCCCAACCCAGCUGAUGAUAGAGACCCCAUCUUUGAGCGUGGCUCCACAACCACCUACUCGAGCUUCAGGAAGGGGACACACGUCAAGCCCUGGUCCAACAAAGAGACGGACAUGUUCUUCCUGGCCAUCAGUAUGGUGGGAACAGACUUCUCCAUGAUUGGACAGCUGUUCCCUCACCGCGGUCGCACCGAGAUCAAGAACAAGUUCAAGAAAGAGGAGAGAGCAAACAGCUGGAGGAUAGACAAGGCCUUCAAGGAGAAACGCAGGCUGGACCAUGAGUUCUUCACUAGUCUCCUGGAGAAGAUCUUGGCUGCAGAGGCAAAGAGGAACAAAAAUAAGUCCCCCACAGAGAAGAUACGGAUGAAGAAAAAAAUCAAACAGAAAGAAAAGAAAGCAGCGAAGCAGCUGAGCGAUGUGGAGGAGGAGGGGUUAGACGCGGAGAUGGACACAGAGGAGGUGGAGGGAGAGAAGGAGAACGAGAACGUCUCUAACGAAGGGACCACGCUUUCUUCCGCUCCCACCCCUAAGAGAAAACGCAAAAGUAGGGAUGGUGGAGGAGAGUCCUCUCCUGAAGAAGCAAAGGAUGGAAAGAAAAAGAAGAUUGACCUAAUAACAAGUGAUCAAGAAGAGGCUGGUGUACCUGAAGAUUCUGAGGCAGGGCCUCCAGAGAGUUCAAAGCAGGCAGAAGGACCUGUGGAAGCAGCCAAGGGACCUGUGGUGAUCAAACCAGCCCAGUUGUCCCGUGGCCGAUCCCAGAUACCUCUUCCUAACCUGGGUAGGAAGUGGGGCCAGAGGGGCCCCGAGCCCAAUACCAAGCCUAACGUUAAAGAUGGGGCCACACCUACAGAGGAGGAGAACACUGAAGAAGGGCUGUCUGAAGAACAGGUAGAUACAGAUGCUUCCCCUUCAGUCAGUCAAAAGGAGAAAAAGAAAGCUGGUAAACUCUCUUCAUCUGAGGGAGAGGAGGAAGAAGCCAGCGAUAAACCCAUCAAACCCACCAGGUACGGCAGAAUACCCAAAAAGACACAGCUCUUGAAUUACCCUGCAAAGGAGGAUGGGGACUCGCCCUCAGACUCUGCCCCCACUCCAGCCUCAGACGGAUCCCCCUCCACCAUGCCCAAAUCCAAACCAGCUACCAGGAGGGCCAAAAUCAAACCUGGCCCAGCCCUGCCAGGUAGGAUGGGCCAAUCAGCGGCUAGGAAAUCCAAGCUGGUCACCCUCAGGGCGUCCCAGUCUGAAGAUGAUGAAGAUGAGGAAGAAGGAGCAUGGAGAGAGGAGGUGCAGGCCGAGGAGGACACCCACAAUCCCACAAGCCCAGAGGAGGAGAAUCAGGCACCUGCGUUCAUCCCCAUGAGCCUUCGCUCGCCACAACCUGUCGCCACAGAGGUUGAGGAGACCAUGGAGGAGGUGAAAGGGCUCGAUAUCUCCGUCAACGUGCCUGAUGUCCUGGGUAUUUCCCAUGAUGCAUUCUGCCCUGACUCGUCAUGCGAGCGGGCACAGGGUGCUGAAAUGGGCACAGUGCCCUGUGAACAUCAGUUGGACCUGUUAGUAGAUGUGAUAGACUUCCUGUCUCCAGAUAACAUGGAAGUAUCUGAGGAGAGCUACAACGAGGCAGCUAGAACCCUUCUGGCCAUCGGCAACCUCACCCACCUGUCUCAGGCGGCUGAAGCCUUCACUGCCGGAGCAGAUGAUAUCAUCACAGAAGGAUGUUCCAAUGAGGACCAACUGUACCAGAUGACACCACAGCCCACUGACCAAUUACAAACCAGCACCAUUCCUUCUGAAUCUCUUAGAGUCACUGAGGCAUCACAAAUCGCUGAGGAUUCUGUACCUGUUGCCUCGUCAACAACAGCCUCUGUCCCUGUCACCACGACAACAGCUUCUAUCCCAGGCUCCAAAAUAACAGCCUCUGUCAUAGUUACCAUGGCAACAGCCUCAGUUCCAGUCACCACGACAACAUCCUCUCCUCCAGUCACCUUGACAACAACGGCCUCUAUCCGAGUCACCACAUCAACGGCAUCUGUCCCAGUGCCUCAGAGCAGUGAUACGCCCACUCUAGAAACUCCACCCAUAGAGGAGGGGCCUCUCAGACAGAGGGAGGGGACUGAUAUUGGACACGCCUCUCAGGUGGAAUCAGGUUCUGAAGUGUCAGAGGGCUCAGAGCAACAGACAACCUCACAGACCAGGAGGAGCCACUUCCCUAAGGUCAAACCCAACCUGGGACGGGCUGCCAGGACCACACAACCCAAACAGACGACCACCACACUGUCAGAACCACCACAGACUACCACCACACUCUCUGAACCACCACCUGAGCCUAUGCUGAAUAUCACCACAACCCCAGAACCACAGCCUACCAUGCAUAUCACCAUAGAACCACCACUGCCUUCUGAGAGUAUUAACACAGAGUCAGAAACACAGCCCAAACAGAGAACUACCACACACUCAAAAUCACAAUCCACCACCACACACUCCAAGCACCAGCCCACCACAAAUAUUAUCCCACACUCAGAACCACCGCCCAUUCAGAAAACCAGAAUAGCGUAUUCAAAACCACAGCCUGCAUUGAAUACCACCACACAGUCAGAACAACCCCAGCCCACACUAAAUUCCACCACAAACACACUCUCAAAACAACAAUCCACACAGAGUACCACCAUACUCUCACAACCACAGCCCACCUCAAGCCUUGAGCAGCCAGGUCCAGUUACACUCAGACCCAAAGUCCCAGAGUCACCUCUGAGGUCAACAGGAGAGGUGAAAGGUCACGAUGGCCGUAAGGGAAAUACUUCAUCUUCCCUCAGUGCUGGAGGGUCCCAGUCAGGGACAUCAAACUCAGACGAGGCCAAACAGACAGGUCCUCUAACCCGUAGGGCCCGUUUACCUAAACCCAAACCCAACUUGGGUCUCACCGCCAAAGCCACUACACGCUCUGCAGUCCAAUUACCAGAAAGCAGGCCAUGCCCUGAAGUCCAGACACCAGAGGAAGCUGAUGAGGUUCCCAUUGAAAUACAAAAGAUCCACCAAGUCUCCCCCCUUUCUGACAUCAUCGAUACCACCCAGGAGGAAAUACAACAGAUUCACCAAGUCAUCCCUCAUCCACCCAUAGAGGGGCCUCUCAGACAGAGGGAGGGGACUGAUAUUGGACACGCCUCUCAGGUGGAAUCAGGUUCUGAAGUGUCAGAGGGCUCAGAGCAACAGACAACCUCACAGACCAGGAGGAGCCACUUCCCUAAGGUCAAACCCAACCUGGGACGGGCUGCCAGGACCACACAACCCAAACAGACUACCACCACACUGUCAGAACCACCACUAGAUUCUAUGCUGAAUAUCAUCACAACCUCAGAACCACAGCCUACCAUGCAUAUCACCAUAGAACCACCACUGCCUUCUGAGAGUAUUAACACAGAGUCAGAAACACAGCCUAAACAGAGAACUACCACACACUCAAAAUCACAACCCACCACAAAUAUCAUCCCACACUCAGGACCACAGCCCAGUCAGAGAACCAGAGUAGCGCAUUCAAAACCACAGCCUGCAUUGAAUACCACCACACAGUCAGAACAACCCCAGCCCACACUAAAUUCCCCCACAAACACACUCUCAAAACAACAAUCCACACAGAGUACCACCAUACUCUCACAACCACAGCCCACCUCAAGCCUUGAGCAGCCAGGUCCAGUUACACUCAGACCCAGAGUCCCAGAGUCACCUCUGAGGUCAUCAGAAGCGGUGAAAGGUCACGAUGGUUCAAAGGAAAAUAGUUCAUCUUCCCUCAGUGCUGGAGGGUCCCAGUCAGGGACAUCAAACUCAGACGAGCCCAAACAGACAGGUCCCCCAACCCGCAGGGCCCGUUUACCUAAACCCAAACCCAACUUGGGUUGCACCGCCAAAGCCGCUACACGCUCUGCAGUCCAGGUAUCAGAAAGCAGGCCAAGCCCUGAAGUCCAGACACCAGAGGAAGCUGAUGAGGUUCCCAUGGAAAUACAACAGAUCCACCAAGUCGUCCCCCUUUCUGACAUCAUCGAUACCACCCAGGAGGAAAUACAACAGAUUCACCAAGUCAUCCCUCAUCCACCCAUAGAGGGGCCUCUCAGACAGAGGGAGGGGACUGAUAUUGGACACGCCUCUCAGGUGGAAUCAGGUUCUGAAGUGUCAGAGGGCUCAGAGCAACAGACAACCUCACAGACCAGGAGGAGCCACUUCCCUAAGGUCAAACCCAACCUGGGACGGGCUGCCAGGACCACACAACCCAAACAGACUACCACCACACUGUCAGAACCACCACAGACUACCACCACACUCUCAGAACCACAGCCCAGUCAGAGAACCAGAGUAGCGCAUUCAAAACCACAGCCUGCAUUGAAUACCACCACACAGUCAGAACAACCCCAGCCCACACUAAAUUCCCCCACAAACACAUUCUCAAAACAACAAUCCACACAGAGUACCACCAUACUCUCACAACCACAGCCCACCUCAAGCCUUGAGCAGCCAGGUCCAGUUACACUCAGACCCAUAGUCCCAGAGUCACCUCUGAGGUCAUCAGAAGAGGUGAAAGGUCACGAUGGCCCUAAGGGAAAUACUUCCUCUUCCCUCAGUGCUGGAGGGUCCCAGUCAGGGACAUCAAACUCAGACGAGGCCAAACAGACAGGUCCUCUAACCCGUAGGGCCCAUUUACCUAAACCCAAACCCAACUUGGGUCUCACCGCCAAAGCCGCUACACGCUCUGCAGUCCAGGUACCAGAAAGCAGGCCAUGCCCUGAAGUCCAGACACCAGAGGAAGCUGAUGAGGUUCCCAUUGAAAUACAACAGAUCCACCAAGUCUUCCCCCUUUGUGACAUCAUCGAUACCACCCAGGAGGAAAUACAACAGAUUCACCAAGUCAUCCCUCAUCCACCCAUAGAGGGGCCUCUCAGACAGAGGGAGGGGACUGAUAUUGGACACGCCUCUCAGGUGGAAUCAGUUUCUGAAGUGUCAGAGGGCUCAGAGCAACAGACAACCUCACAGACCAGGAGGAGCCACUUCCCUAAGGUCAAACCCAACCUGGGACAGGCUGCCAGGACCACACAACCCAAACAGACUACCACCACACUGUCAGAACCACCACAGACUACCACCACACUCUCAGAACCACAGCCCAUUCAGAAAACCAGAAUAGCGUAUUCAAAACCACAGCCUGCAUUGAAUACCACCACACAGUCAGAACAACCCCAGCCCACACUAAAUUCCCCCACAAACACACUCUCAAAACAACAAUCCACACAGAGUACCACCAUACUCUCACAACCACAGCCCACCUCAAGCCUUGAGCAGCCAGGUCCAGUUACACUCAGACCCAGAGUCCCAGAGUCACCUCUGAGGUCAUCAGGAGAGGUGAAAGGUCACGAUGGCCCUAAGGAAAAUAGUUCAUCUUCCUUCAAUGCUGGAGGGUCCCAGUCAGGGACAUCAGACUCAGACCAGCCCAAACAGACAGGUCCUCUAACCCGUAGGGCCCGUUUACCUAAACCCAAACCCAACUUGGGUCUCACCGCCAGAGCCGCUACGCGCUCUGCAGUCCAAUUACCAGAACACAGGCCAAACCCUGAAGUUCAGACACCAGAGGAAGCUGAUGAGGUUCCCAUGGAAAUACAACAGAUCCAUCAAGUCUCCCCCCUUUGUGACAUCAUCGAUACGACCCAGGAGGAAAUGGAACAGAUUCACCAAGUCAUCCCUCUUACUGACGUCAUUGAUUCUACCCAGGGCGAUAUGUCUCUCUUUACGGAGGGAAGCUUUUUCUCGCAACAAAGUGAUGCUGUCUUCAUACAGCACUCAGAAACGUCUGUGUCGACUGCUCCGUUGGACCAGGCCCAGUCAGACCCGGAUGAGCCUAUAUUCAUCCUCUCCCUGACUGAAAUCCCAGUGCUCCCCGCAGGGGAGGAGAAUGGCUGCACAUCCCAGACCCUCUCUGAGCCUUUCUUUUUUCUACCAGACGCAGGCGCUCAACUGCAGCAGAGCAGUGAUAUUGUUGCCCCCAGAGGUAGUUUGGAGAAAGGGAAUGCUGGUGUCCUCUGUGAAGUCCCUGAGCCUAUGUCAGUGGAUGAGGUCCUUCCUCAACCCUCAUACACCAGUAUCAAGGAAGUGGAGUCUGGCUCCACGGCGGGUCCAGUAGGUGUGUGUGCCUCGGCCAAACCCUCAGAAGACUCCAUGGCUGAUGCAGAGACUAGUGAGGACACGCAUCCUCCUAAGAAGAGGAAAGUGCCAGAGAGAGCCAGGAGAGUAGACAAACUGCAGGUGAGACCUAACACUGCAGUAAGGGAACAGACCAGUUGUUCGGCCCCUGCCAAGGAGGCUGUGUCACCCAUUACCCCAGACCAGACACCCUCUUUGACCACUACCACCCUAGACACUUACCACCUCACUGCCUCCAGUCCCCUGGCCCAGCCAGGCCCCUCCGUCACAGGAACUGCAUCACAGCAGGGGACUGUGGGCUGUUUCGAUCGUACAGAGACCGAGCACACGCCGACUGGAGGGGAGGACAAUAGUUCAGGGGCGGAGUCUCAGGCUGCCCGUCAAAUUACACCGCUGGCUAUGAGUGGCCCCUUGAGCAGGCCUGGUAGGAGACCCAGAGGAUUCCUGUCUUUCAUGUCCAAUAAGAACGCCUCCCCUGUAGCUGCCCCCCCCCGAGGUACCAGAGCAGCCGCUCUGAGGCCCCAGGUCAACACCACCCGCCCAGGGGGGAAACGGGCUGCUCCUGCACCUUCCACCACAACCAGAACCAUGCCUUCACCUUCCAUAAUGCAUUACACCACCACCCCCACUAGGGCCACCACUAAGCCAGAUUUUUCCACCAGGGUGACUCAGGAAAAACCCUCUGAUGCCCUGGCAUUACACUCAGACCCAGAGCCCAGUACUUCCCUGUGUACUACAGCUACUGAGUCUUCUCAGGUGCCAGCCGCCCAGUCCAGUGCGUCUCCCUGUGUGGACAGCGGUUCAGCAGACGAGGAACCCAUCAACGUGUCCCAGUACUUCUUCAGUGACAUCUUCACCGAGGUCGAGGAGAAUGAGGGAUGAGAGACGGAGGAAGGGAAAGGAGAUCAAAAAGGCACUCUCUGACUCUUUGUUUGAAUCAAACUGGAGAACAUAAUGUGAAACACUUAAGAAAACAUGUUUUUGUAUCUACCACUGAAAUUAGGUUUCUGCUUGCUUGUGUUUAUGCGAACAAGGUUUCAUGCUUUUGCAGCGAACAGAUUUGGUCACAAGAUGGCAACAGUGAAACCAAACUAGGGAUAAUUCCUCUUCAAAUUUUGGGGGGGACCAAACUGGUGCGCCUUUAAGCUACUUUCCUAUAUUGAAUGAUUACGUUUUUUUGGCUAUUUUACCCCAAUCAUAUCAUCUAGCCUAUUGAGUAAUCUAUUCAUUCUAAUAACAUAUUUAUUUGGUUUAUAUUUUUUCAAACCACACCAAGCCAGACAUUCAUGAUAAUUUCCCUCUAUCUGCAAGAAGGAGACUACUUGAAAUCACUGGCAACUCACUCAACUACAGGGACUUUCACAUUCAGAUUUUGUUUACAUAGGUAGCCAUUGUCUAAACAUGAGUAUUGUGUGUGUGUAUAUAUGUUUAUUAUAAUUUAGAUCUGAUAUAUUGGAGGGGUAUGUAUCCUUAACAUUUACUUUGGUUUUUCACUCUUCAUGCAUGAACAAGACCCAGCUUUGCAGCUUGAGGGACAGCACAGCAAUAUCUCUUUAUUUCAUGCUCCCUGAAGAUACAGGAAAUAUAAUUUCAAAUGGCGCUGGAACAGAAUCCUCUAGUUUAAUCCAUGUACAGUGACAAACUCACAGAAACAGUGCACAGAUCAUGAGUUCAAUUGCAGUUCUCAGUUAUUGAUUAUGUUCUGCAGCCACUGUUGGUUCAAACUAACAUAGCUGUUCUGUAGCUCAUGUAAAAUAUGUGAAUAAAGUUUUAUACGUUAAUGUCUA